AUGAAGCCUUCUUCAAUUCUCCUUCUCGCCGCUGCCGGCCUUUCGUCCGCUCUGCCGGCUCAGCCAGGUACCGCCAACACCGGUGUCCAGGCCCGAGACAGCCGAUCUCUCUUCGGCCAUGCCAUCAACGCCAUUGCUGCCCGCAACCUGGUCCCUCUCAACGCCAACACGGCUGCUCCCCCUCCUGCGGCUGAUCCCGCUGCCGGAAAGAAGGAGGCCCCUGCUGCUGCUCCUCCUGCUGCUAAGCCUACGGACAAGAAGGCUGGCGAUGACAAGAAGGCUGGCGAUGCCAAGGCUACUGAUGCCGCGGCGACCACUACCGCUGCUGCUGCCACUACCACUGCUGCCGCCGCCGAUGCCGCCGCUACGACCGUUGCUGCUACCACCACCUCCGCGGCCCCGGCCAUUGAGACCACCGCCGUCGCCGUCGGCAACGGAACCGCCUCCGACAACGGCAAGGGCAAGGAUAAUGGAAAAGGAAACGGCAAGGACAACGGCAAGAACAACGGCCAGGGCAAGGGCCAGGGCAAGGGCCAGGGCAAGGGAAAGCAUAACAAUAACAACAAUAACAAUAACAACAACGGCAACAACGCUCUGAGCGCAGCCAUCGCCGGCGCCCUCAACACUCUCGGCCUCGACGGCGUCCUGGACGCCAGCUCCCUGGACAAGCUGAGCGUCGGCAGCCAGAUCUCUUUGUUGGCACAGAUCGUUUCCCUGCAGACUAUGAAGGAUCUGCAGAUGGUUGGCGGUCAGGACAUUGUUAUUGUGUUGAACCAGGGCUUUAAGAGCAAUGGACUCAAUAUCGUUAUCAACGCGUAA
Molecule: messenger RNA, 819 nt
Organism: Trichoderma breve
Lineage: Eukaryota; Fungi; Ascomycota; Sordariomycetes; Hypocreales; Hypocreaceae
Exons: 2
Coding region: 1-819 (272 amino acids)
Source: RefSeq, a predicted model, not a curated record